Molecule: messenger RNA, 1204 nt
Organism: Drosophila serrata
Lineage: Eukaryota; Metazoa; Arthropoda; Insecta; Diptera; Drosophilidae
Cellular component (GO): nucleus
Source: RefSeq, a predicted model, not a curated record
CCGCUUCUGUUUAUGUAAACAAUUCAAAUAUCCACCGUAUAAUGACCACACACAUAAUUCACCGCUGCCUGCACACGGCUCGCUCCUGUCUCUUGGCCAGAGCUCCGCGGCGCGCCAAUCCCGGCCUGGGCUACCAGCUCCAGCAGCUGCAGGAGCAACACCCGGCGCAGUCCAGUGAAGCCAACGAGGAUUAUGCCGAUCUGGAGUCGGACUUUAUGGAAGUCCAGAAGACGCAUCGCCAGCAUGAGCAAGAGCUGCAAAAGCAUCGCGAUCGCAUCCGCCAGUUUAUGAUCAAACACAAGUACUUCCGCGAUGCCAAGUUACCCAAUCUUCUGCUGCAUGCGGAAAAGGAACAGAUGCGGCUGCUUCACGAACGAGAUCCGGAGGAGUGGAGCGUGGAGCGGCUGGCGGAGAGUUUCCCCGCCACUCCAGAUAUUGUGCAAAAAAUACUGCGCGCUAAGUGGCGUCCAAGGAGUGUGCAAAGAAUCCGCUCCCACGACGAAACCGUUGUCCGGAACUGGCAACAGCUAAAGGCUGGCGAAAAUGGGGACUUUAAACUGCCGCCUGCACUCUUUCAACAUCUUCAAAAGUUUGCCGAGCGACGGCAACAGGAUUUAAAGGAGUUAAAACCCGAGAACUAUCCCACAAAGCCACAGUUGCCCAUUCCCCAGGCAAACGAGUUUAGAAAACUUCUGGGAAGCAACUCCAAAGCGAACCAGGAGGAGCAGCCAUCUCCACAACUCAUGUCUGGCUAUGAAGCCCCACCUGCAGCUGCCGAAGACGAAACAUAUCUUUUGGAUAAAGUUCGUAACAAGCGUAAGAUGCGUCUGCAGGAGCUCAAGGAACUGCAGCUGGUGGAAUCCGUCCCCACAGUUCAAGACGCACCUCAACGGCCCCUCGAAAAUCCCAGUGGCACCGGCUUUCUGCCCAGUUUCGUACCCAAGUUCGCCAGCAGCGAGAUCGUCAUCAGUGCAGCGGAUCAGCGAAAGUAUGAAAUAACUCAGGUCAAGGCCCGCAUUGUCAUUCCGCGGAAGCUCCAUCGUCCGGGAGCCACAUACCGAGUGGAGGAUGCAUACUACGAUGAUGAUGGAGAGCUGCUUUAUCGCGUCCCAGGAAUGACUGGAAAAACAGACGCUUGUUAAACUAGUUUUUGAGUUUUUAAUACAAAUUGUUAAACCUUUGUUAUAUAAAAAUAAAAAUAUAU